Molecule: messenger RNA, 270 nt
Organism: Sphenostylis stenocarpa
Lineage: Eukaryota; Viridiplantae; Streptophyta; Magnoliopsida; Fabales; Fabaceae
Source: the annotation of a GenBank genome assembly
AUGCACCAGUUGUCCAAUCUGAGUAAUUCAGAAGCAGCCACCCUCACCGAAAAAUCAGAUGUUUAUUCAUUUGGGGUAGUUAUAAUAGAAAUCAUCUCUGAUAGGCCUGCUUUAAGCUAUGGUCUUCCAACAGAGAAAAUUAGUUUAGCAUCACGGGCAUUGGAUUCUGAACUAAAUGGUGAGUUACAUGAGAUGAUAGACCCAAAUCCAGUUGGCAAAGUGAGAGUUUCUUCUCUUAAAAAGGUGUGGGAAGUGCUAAAAGGUGCCUAG